Messenger RNA from Arabidopsis thaliana (thale cress), 1088 nucleotides. Its product is annotated as Pathogenesis-related thaumatin superfamily protein. The coding region runs from base 75 to 869 and encodes 264 amino acids. Gene Ontology annotation, biological process: defense response. The record is from RefSeq and is marked reviewed. The transcript has 3 exons. NCBI's taxonomy places the organism in Eukaryota, Viridiplantae, Streptophyta, Magnoliopsida, Brassicales, Brassicaceae.
AAAAAAAAAAACCCUAAUAAAAAACAAACAGUACACUGUUUUUUCUCUCUAUAAAGAGAAAAUCUCCAAAAGCAAUGACCAAUGAGAAAUGUGAAGUUGCUCUUCCACUAAAGUUGAAAUCAGAAAAACCAUCAAUGGCUUCUUCAUCAUCUCUCUUUCUCCUCCCUCUCCUUCUUCUUGUCUCCCAAGCUUCAGCUUCAACGGUUAUAUUUUACAACAAGUGCACGUACACUGUCUGGCCUGGGAUCCAACCUAGCUCCGGUCAGUCAUUACUCGCCGGCGGCGGAUUUAAACUGUCGCCGAACAGAGCUUACACUCUCCAACUUCCACCGCUCUGGUCCGGUCGCUUCUGGGGCCGCCACGGUUGCUCCUUUGACAGAUCUGGCCGUGGUCGCUGCGCCACCGGAGACUGUGGUGGUUCUUUCCUCUGUAACGGAGCUGGCGGUGUACCUCCGGCUACUCUUGCCGAGAUCACCCUCGGUCAUGACAUGGACUUUUAUGACGUCAGCCUCGUUGAUGGAUAUAACUUGGCGAUGUCGAUAAUGCCGGUGAAGGGUACGGGAAAGUGUACCUACGCUGGUUGCGUAAGCGACCUGAACCGGAUGUGCCCGGUUGGUCUACAAGUCCGUUCACGUGACGGGACACAGGUAGUAGCCUGUAAAAGCGCAUGCUCUGCGUUUAACUCACCACGCUAUUGCUGUACCGGCUUGUUCGGUAACCCACAGUCAUGCAAGCCAACGGCUUACUCUAAGAUCUUCAAGGUAGCUUGCCCUAAGGCUUACUCAUACGCCUACGAUGACCCAACUAGCAUUGCGACAUGUUCUAAAGCUAAUUAUGUCGUCACUUUUUGCCCUCACCGCGGCCGUUGAUUAAAGGGAUUGACAUCUAUGAAUAAUUUUGCUUGACUAUUUAGUACGAGAUCUUCUUUUUGAGUUAUCGACCCGUUUUUUUGUUUUGGAAUUUAGUGAUUUCAUCGAUUUGUUACAAAGAACAUGCAUUAUUUAUGCGUCUUUUAAAAAAUUAGUGAUGUCUAAUUCGUUUGUUAAGUACUGCACUUUAUAAUAAAACAAGAAAACAGAUUUAUAAAA